Messenger RNA from Oryza brachyantha (malo sina), 2461 nucleotides. RefSeq names its product E3 ubiquitin-protein ligase WAV3-like. Lineage: Eukaryota; Viridiplantae; Streptophyta; Magnoliopsida; Poales; Poaceae. The transcript is spliced from 2 exons. Bases 177 to 2222 code for a protein of 681 amino acids. The record is from RefSeq and is a predicted model, not a curated record.
GCUCGAACAAAACCCCCACACGCACGCGUCCCGUCCUCAGUCGCCGCGAUGGGGAGACCGGUUCGUCCCCCAAAUCCUGCCAUUCUGAUCCAGUCCUGAUUCUCUCCGUCGAGCGGUGGCGCUAGCGAGGGCUCGGUGCCAAAGGAGCCGCCUUUUUUCUUGAGGAUCGUUGAGCAAUGGCGCCGGCGUGGGACCGCGCCAAGCGCGCGCUCGCCACCAUGCUCUGCAUUCGCUUCCCGGCGCGCCAGAGGGCCGGCGGCGAGGAUGGAGCGGUGGAGACGCCUCCGCCUCCACCGCCGCAUGCUGUGUCCGUGCGGCGGGUCUCGACCUCUGGGAGCCGGGGCUCGAAGAAGGUAUGUGCCAUUUGCCUUGGUGGCAUCAGGACAGGAGGGCAAGCCUUGUUCACAGCCGAAUGCUCCCACGAAUUCCAUUUUCAUUGUAUCUCUUCAAGUGUCAACCAUGGCAACUACAUCUGCCCAGUAUGUCGUGCUGAGUGGAAAGAAAUUCCCUUCCAGGGUACUCAACCUGCAGACAAUGCUUAUGGAAGAUCUAGAGUAAGCCCUGUAAAUUGGCCCCAGGAUGAGGGACAAAUGUCUGUUGUCCGCAGGCUUUCCCGUGGAUAUAGUGGAAACCUUCAAGAGCAACUUGCUGUCUUUCGUACUCCAGAGACAAGCAUUUUCAAUGACGAUGAGAACAUAGAUCUUCAAUCUGAAACAGCUGGUGAACACAAUGCAGUUACUGGCUCAGUUGAGAUCAAGACAUAUUCAGAAUUUCCAGCCAUACAACAAUCAGUGAGACAGCAGGUCUUUUCCAUCUUAAUACAUCUGAAGGCUCCAAAGUACUUGGACUCGAUGAGCUCCCGUGCACCUCUCGACCUUGUGACUGUGCUUGAUGUCAGUGGCAGUAUGUCGGGUAUAAAACUUGCACUUCUUAAACGUGCCAUGAGCUUUGUCAUACAAACACUUGGACCCAAUGACCGCUUAUCUGUUAUAGCCUUCUCAUCUACAGCCCGGAGGCUCUUUCCCCUUCGCCGGAUGACCUUAACUGGUCGGCAGCAAGCCUUGCAAGCCAUUAGUUCACUUGUUGCAAGUGGUGGCACAAACAUUGCUGAAGGGCUAAAGAAAGGUGCUAAAGUGGUUGAGGAUCGUCGGCUGAAGAAUUCUGUUUGCAGCAUAAUUCUUCUCUCUGAUGGUCAAGAUACCCAUACAUUUCUAUCUUCUGAUGAGGCUGAGAUAAAUUACAGUACGUUUGUCCCCCCUUCAAUCCUUCCUGGAACAGGUCAUCAUGUGCAAAUACACACCUUUGGUUUUGGUACAGACCAUGAUUCGGCUGCCAUGCAUGCAAUCGCUGAGAUCUCUAACGGCACAUUUUCAUUUAUUGAUGCUGAAGGUUCAAUCCAAGAUGCAUUUGCUCAAUGCAUUGGUGGCCUCCUCAGCGUUGUAGUCAAGGAUAUGCGGCUAUGCAUCAAGUGUAUAGAUGAAGGUGUCUCGCUUACCUCCAUUAAAUCAGGUAGCUAUGCAAGUCAAGUAGCCAGAAAUGAGCGUAGUGGAUCAGUUGAUAUUGGUGACCUCUAUGCAGAUGAAGAGAGGGGGUUUCUAAUCACCCUACAUGUCCCGGCUGCACAGGGACAGACUGUGCUGAUCAAACCAACAUGUACAUACCUGGAUGCAAUUACCAUGGAGAAUAUCCAGCUCAAUGGUGAAGAAGUGACAAUUCAGCGUCCUGCUUAUUGUGUUGACUGCGAAAUGUCACCUGAGGUUGAGCGUGAAUGGCAUCGUGCUCAAACUACAGAGGACAUGUCUGCUGCUCGAUCUGCGGCUGAGGAUGGUUUUUUCCCUCAGGCAGUGUCAAUCCUUGAAAGCCGUCGGAGAAUACUGGAGUUCCAUGCAGCACAAUCUUCAGACAGUCAGUUCUUGGCAUUGAUCAAAGAACUAAGGGAGAUGCAGGAUAGGGUGGAGAGCCGGCAGAGGUACGAGGAAUCAGGCAGGGCUUACAUGCUGUCAGGCCUGAGCUCACACUCAUGGCAGAGAGCAACAGCACGUGGUGACUCGACUGAGCUCACCACUCUUAUCCAUACUUACCAGACACCAUCCAUGGUUGACAUGCUACAGCGCUCGCAGACGAUUCUGCCCUCUGUUGUCGAAAUGCUGAAUCCUUCUCCAACUGUUACUCCUCCAAAGUACUUCUCUAGCCACCUUCCUACCUCCCGCCAUAUUGCUUAAUCAUAAUGCAGUUCUAGCAAUAACCAGCCAGGUGUUAGGGAAAUGAAGAUAUCCAAUUCUUUAGUUUGUUUUCAGCAGAUCUUUUUCCAUUCUUUAUAGUAGGCAUGGGAUUAGAUUUAUUAUAAAUAUUUGGGUAUACUCUAGUUUGCUUUACACGAGUAAACUAUGACAGGCAACGAUAAACAGCAUAACUGAGACGGGUUAAAGGAAUGCUGACAUUGUUCAUCUGUUUGUCAUCA